AUGCCUUAUGCUCUUGAUCGAAUGGGAUUUCAUGGGCGUAAGGAAUUCCAGUCGUAUGGGGGUGACGGUUGGGAAAUGCCUGAGGAUUUUCUUUGUUGCGCAGGGUCCCGCGCACCUGAACCAAUAGUGUUUUUGGUAAUCGCAAAACUUAGCCCAGGGAGCGAGUUGCACAGGGUUCUUCACUGUUUGAAAUCGAGAAAACACACUGUUCUCGUAGUUGAUAACACCACCGCAAAAGAAAGCCUAUUUGAUACUGUAGAAUCGGUAGUUGGUUGUACCCAAGUUUUGGGCGGAGGAAAGCCUGUAAGCAAAAUGCCACAGCAGGACGAGGAUGAAUAUUAUGAGGACCAAUUCUCAGAAUCCUCUGAGGAGGAUGGUAGCUCCCAAUUCGAUAUGUCCAAGAUGGACGAUUUCUCCGGUAAGACCUCUCUCCAUCUCCUCUUACGCGAAUUUCUGGAUCUAACUUCUAAUAUGUGUAUGCCUUGUCAAGAGAUCAAGUCAACCGUCUCGACAAGCGUCUUCUCCUGGAACCUGGAGGACAUCGCAACCCCUUGUACUGUCAUCUUCUGGAACAUGGAGGACUACCCAAUCCCUUGCGGUGCCGAUCUUAUUCAUAUUCGUCGUAGUAUCGAGGCUGCCCUUGUUCGAAAGGGCUUUCAUGGGCAUACGAUGAUGUGGGCGUAUGGUGACCCUGACCCACUGUACGAAGGCCCAUUGGAGGAUGCCAAAAUCACCCUCUUACGUUCAAGGGGUGACAACUCGGAACCGCCUCUGCAUUUUCUUCGUUGCGCAGCAGCGACGGCUCCUGUACCAACAACUUUUUAUUUAAUCGCAAAAAUAAGCCUAGAAUUGCACAGGGUUCUUGAGUGGUUGGAAUCAAGAAAACACAAUGUUCUCGUAGCUAAUCACGACGCAAUACAAGUUCCUUAUGAAGGGAAGCCUAUAAGCAAAAGUCCACCAAGUCCUGAUUCUGCUUUGGAAGAUGGUCGGAACAAAUCUGAUUCUGAUAAUGCUAGCUCCAAAUCCAAGAUGGAAGAUUUCUCCGAGCCCAUCACGCCCGUCAAAGGGGAUAAGACGGCCGUGUUCUGGGACGUCGUGGCUUGCCCAUUCCCUCUCUGUUCCGAUCCGGAUGAGAUCUAUGGCAGAAUCGUAUCAGCUCUUGGUGAAAGGGGUUGUGGAGGUGAGAUGACAAUCUGGGCUUAUGUAGAUGAGAAUGACGGGUCGUCUUGGAGUGGUGAGUAUCUGCGUCACAAGACGUGGGAUUCCAGAAUCUACUUUCUUCCCGGAGGGGAUAAAGCCUCGAGACUUCAGAGAAUGUUACAUGACACUCUUUUAUGGAAAUUGGACUCUCCUCGGGAAUAUCCUUAUCGAGCAGAUGUGGUCGUAGUCUCAGAUCAAGUCGGAGAUGACACGAUGUUCUUCCGUACGCUUCGAUAUAUGACUGUGAGAUGUUUCAAUGUUUUCUUAGUCACUCCGACUCAGCACGUCAACCAACCACAAAGCGUUGACUGGCCAGGAUUGCUACUAGAUCAUGCACCCUUUUUGGGUUCCCGAAGCGAAAGCCCAGAACCGGAGAACCAGGAUGCGGCCGAAGAAACACCCGAGGAGGGAAUGCCCAUGAUUUGA
Molecule: messenger RNA, 1626 nt
Organism: Thlaspi arvense
Lineage: Eukaryota; Viridiplantae; Streptophyta; Magnoliopsida; Brassicales; Brassicaceae
Source: the annotation of a GenBank genome assembly